This is a messenger RNA of Ilex paraguariensis (yerba mate), 1859 nucleotides long. Lineage: Eukaryota; Viridiplantae; Streptophyta; Magnoliopsida; Aquifoliales; Aquifoliaceae. The record is from the annotation of a GenBank genome assembly.
GCUAAACCAUUGAAGAAGCAUAAUGGACAAGAGAGAAACCUCACCAAGUUGUCUUGAAACUCAUUUUGUUGACAUCCAUGAAAUCCCUGAAGAUGAAGAAGGAACAAGUAAAUUGACUGAUAAACCAGAGAAGCGAUUCAAUAAGCACAAUAAGUUCCGGGAUUCGAAGAGACCACACAGGAGUUUCAGCCGGCAAGUCUCACUGGAAACUGGCUUUUCAGUGCUCAAUGCAGAGUCCAAAGCCAAAGAUGAGAGGAGGGUACUUUCAAGAAGUGGGACAAGUUUGGGAGGAUUCGGAUCGGUUCAGAGAAUGGGAGCGGAUGGAAGGAAAGGAGAUUUCAGUAUCUUUAGAACAAAAUCUACCCUUGGUAAGCAGAAUUCACUGUUGCCUCAGAGGAAGGAGAAUGAGAUGGAAUACUCCCAGAAAAAUGAUGGCACUGGAGGGCUUGAUGAUGAGUCUGUUAACAGAAGUGUUCCUGCUGGAAGAUACUUCGCUGCUCUAAGAGGACCUGAACUAGAUCAAGUCAAGGACUAUGAAGACAUUCUUCUCCCAAAGGAUGAGAAAUGGCCGUUCCUUCUUCGUUUCCCAAUCGGUUGCUUUGGUAUCUGCUUAGGUCUCAGCAGCCAAGCCAUCCUGUGGCGUGCCCUCGCCACAAGUCCAGCCACCAAAUUCCUCCAUAUCACACCUUUCAUCAACCUCGCACUCUGGCUCUUAGCCCUGGCAGUCCAUCUCUCCGUGUCCACCACCUAUUUGUUCAAAUGCCUCUUCUACUUCGAAGCUGUGAAGAGAGAAUACUUCCACCCAGUCAGAGUCAACUUCUUCUUCGCCCCAUGGAUUGUCUGCAUGUUCUUAGCCAUCGGAGUACCACCCAUUAUAGCACCCAAAACCCUUCACCCAGCCAUUUGGUGCGCCUUUAUGACACCCGUUUUCAUUCUCGAGCUCAAGAUCUAUGGUCAAUGGCUUUCCGGCGGAAAACGACGGCUUUCAAAGGUGGCCAACCCAUCUUCACAUCUCUCGGUAGUCGGAAACUUCGUCGGAUCUAUUUUGGCUUCCAUGGUGGGGUGGAAAGAGGUUGCUAAGUUCCUGUGGUCGGUGGGUUUUGCGCACUAUCUGGUGGUGUUUGUGACUUUGUAUCAGAGAUUGCCGACGAGUGAAGCGCUGCCUAAGGAGCUACACCCUGUGUACUCCAUGUUCAUUGCAGCUCCAUCUGCGGCAAGCAUUGCUUGGGAAACCAUCUAUGGUGAGUUUGAUGGGUUGUCGAGAACUUGCUACUUCAUUGCAUUGUUUCUCUAUAUUUCGCUGGUCGUCCGAAUCAACUUCUUUUGGGGUUUCAGGUUUUCAGUUGCAUGGUGGUCUUAUACCUUCCCCAUGACUACUGCAUCAUUGGCAACCAUCAAGUAUGCAGAGCAGGUUCCUUGUAUUAUAACCAAGGCUCUUGCACUAACUCUUUCAUUCAUGUCAUCGACAAUGGUGUCUGUAUUAUUCAUCUCAACACUUCUUCAUGCCUUUGUUUGGCACACAUUGCUCCCCAAUGAUCUUGCUAUAGCCAUAACCAAGAGAAGACUUUGCAAGGAGAAGAAACACAUCAGAAAACCUUACGAUAUAAGGCGUUGGACAAAGCAAUCUCCUCUCUCCUUUGUUUCAAUUACGAGAAAGAACAGUCCAGUGAACAAGGAUUCCGAUGGAGAGAAAGAAAUCGGAUACUGAACUUAUAUAAGUAAAGCAUUUCUUUUCCUCCAAUAUAAACCAUCUGCAGGAGCCACUGCAUAAUACUAAUAGCAUUCGAGAUAUUAAGAUGGUAUAAAAAGCUAGAGAUCUACUUUUGCUGCCUGUCGUAAAAUUUCUCGUUGAAUUUUCU